AUGUUAUCAAUCUUCUUAUCAGCUUUACCCACUUCCCUAGCUCUACUAUGGACAUCUUACGGUCCACCUUCAUCGACUGGAUCCAGUGGAUUAGGAAUUGAGAGUCUGGUAGAAUACACAAGUAAUUUACCCCUAUCGUUGGAUGAGAAUGGUAUGAAGAUCAGAAUCAAUAUGGAUGGUACUUGUAAGAUGGUUAGCAAUACCAUCCUUUUUCUCCUAUCUUAUCAAAUCUACUACUCCCUCGUCACUUAUACUCUCCUGUUGGGUAUGUUCUACCAUUAUACAACUACUAAACGAUGGAUGAACAAUUCAGAAUUAAAAGUAUUAAGGAGAUUUACGUCGAUGGUGUUGGUUAUUAAAGAUUUAAUUGGUGUAUUUGGUGUUAUCUUCUCAUCACUUUCUCUCUUACUUCUACCUCUUAUCGAUCCUUCAGUCGAUCACAUCAUAGAUGUCAAAUUAGGUUGGGCAAGUAUCGUUAGUAUUUUCGCUGUGUUUGGUUCGACCCUCUUAACUGCCGGUUAUGACAAUUGGUCUAAAGAACUGUUGAAAGGACAAGCUGAAAACGGUGUUUUCUUGAGUGAUGACAUUAUCGAUGAUAUUGAACACUCAUCUGUUGAUUUGGAGAAAAGGUCAGAAUGA
This is a messenger RNA of Kwoniella botswanensis, 639 nucleotides long. RefSeq lists its product as uncharacterized. The coding region runs from base 1 to 639 and encodes 212 amino acids. The transcript is spliced from 5 exons. NCBI's taxonomy places the organism in Eukaryota, Fungi, Basidiomycota, Tremellomycetes, Tremellales, Cryptococcaceae. The record is from RefSeq and is a predicted model, not a curated record.